UCAAUGGUCCUCCGAGAAGAAGAAGAAGAAGAAGAGGAAAAACAAUGUCAGUCUCGGCCGUGUGUGUUUCAAGAAUGGUGGUGCUCCGCCGUUCUCCACCGUCACCCAUCGGAGUUCCAAUCGGCGGCUCCCCCAAGACCUUACCGGCUCUAGGCAGCAACAGCGUUGGGGGACUGGCGAUAGAGUGCUCGUCUCGGCCGAAGAAGAAGGCGACCUCCCUUCACAUAAAGACGCGGCCCAAAAAGACCCAACCUUGGGACGUCCGCCGCAAAGGGCCGACUUUCUACCCCCCUCUCCCGCCGUUGCCCCCCGAGUGGACACUUGUCUCCGAAGAAAACACCGCCGCAGCCGCCCCGCCAGAACCCGUUGCUAAUUCUGAGUAAUUCUCUUUGUUUAUGAUGUUAAUUUGUCUGCUUUUGUUGUUGUUUUGACAAUAUUCCUCUGUAUUAUGAGUUGCAAAUUGUUUACUCCCUGUCACUUUAAUCCGAAUCAUUUCUCAAA
Molecule: messenger RNA, 501 nt
Organism: Ipomoea nil (Japanese morning glory)
Lineage: Eukaryota; Viridiplantae; Streptophyta; Magnoliopsida; Solanales; Convolvulaceae
Product: 50S ribosomal protein 6, chloroplastic
Exons: 1
Coding region: 45-383 (112 amino acids)
Biological process (GO): translation
Cellular component (GO): ribosome; chloroplast
Molecular function (GO): structural constituent of ribosome; rRNA binding
Source: RefSeq, a predicted model, not a curated record